AUGGUGUCCGAGAAGACGGGCGGCGGCGACCCAGACAUGACGCGGAGCACCUCCCUCGAGUCAUCAUCGCCCAGCACCCCCUCCCUCGAGGAUGGGGCGAGCCUCGCCGGCCCGAGCUGGGCGUGCGAAGUGGGCGAGUCGCAGCGGAGCCUCAAGGGUGAGGACUGCUACGGGUCGAGGCGGGUCGCACUCGGGGGAGACGAGGUGGUCCUCGCGAUGGUGGCCGACGGCCACGGCGGCAGCGCCGCCUCGAAGUACUGCGAGCAGCGCCUGCUAGAUUAUUUCAUCGCGGCGGCCGACGGCGACGCGUGCGCCUCCUCGCUGCGCGGCGCGUGCGAGGCUUGCCUCGCGCGGGCGCACUCGGAGCUGAUCGAGGUCACCACGGCGGGCUCCACCGUCACCCUGGUCGCCCUCAACCUCACCCGCGGCGAGCUCACCGUCGCCAACGUCGGGGACUCCGAGGGUUGGCUCGUGCCCUGA
Molecule: messenger RNA, 480 nt
Organism: Emiliania huxleyi CCMP1516
Lineage: Eukaryota; Haptophyta; Isochrysidales; Noelaerhabdaceae
Exons: 2
Coding region: 1-480 (159 amino acids)
Biological process (GO): protein dephosphorylation
Molecular function (GO): protein serine/threonine phosphatase activity
Source: RefSeq, a predicted model, not a curated record